This is a messenger RNA of Mercenaria mercenaria, 1014 nucleotides long. RefSeq names its product kappa-type opioid receptor-like. Gene Ontology annotation, cellular component: plasma membrane. Lineage: Eukaryota; Metazoa; Mollusca; Bivalvia; Venerida; Veneridae. Gene Ontology annotation, biological process: G protein-coupled receptor signaling pathway. The record is from RefSeq and is a predicted model, not a curated record. The transcript has a single exon. Gene Ontology annotation, molecular function: G protein-coupled receptor activity. Bases 1 to 1014 code for a protein of 337 amino acids.
AUGGAAGAUUACGACAUCUGGCACGAGUUUUCCUUGAUGAGCAAUGGAAGCAAUGCUUCAUACUACGACUAUUAUUUCUUCUAUGAAGAAUCAGUACUUGAAACAUUUUUGAAGUGGUUUGAGGCGUUGUGUGUGAUGCCAAUAGGUGUCAUUGGAAAUAUUCUUGUUCUGUGUGUCUUACUGAGAAAAAAGUACCGUAAGUCAUCCACUGCGGUGUUUUUCUCCUUUCUCGCCAUCUCGGACAUAAUCAUACUUAUAACAGGUAUAUACAUCUUAUUUACAGUCCGCAUGUCCGAUAAGAUAGAAUGUAAGAUAUUUACAUCCAUCUGGUUGAGCUCCGGGCAACUGUCCUCUUGUAUCCUAGCCACCAUUGCAACUGAGCGAGCUUUCAGCGUUCUGUUUCCACACAGAGCAAAAUUCGUGUUCACAGCAAGAAAUGCUAAACUCAUUAUGGCAACAGUAACAAGUGGUGUCUUUGGACUGAACGCAGCCUUGAUAGUUAGUUAUGACGUAGGCGGAGAUAAACUUUUUGAAGAGAUGUAUUGCCCUUCGGAUGACCUUCUAUUGAGCUCCAUCGUCCACGUCUAUCCUUGGGUUGACUUCAGUCUAGGAUUUGCCAUCCCAUUUAUGGUAAUCCUUGUGUGUUCCGUCAUCAUCAUACUCAAGCUGAGACCAGCAAUAUUUGCUCAAAAGAAAGAAGACAGAAAGGUUUCUUCUGUUACUAAGACCUUACUGUCUACCAACGCUUGUUUCCUGAUAACCCUUGCACCUAGCAGAAUUUACAACAUUAUAUAUCCGAUUCCUCUAGAGGACGAGGAGGGAUUUCACACGUUCGUCGCGUUUUCUACGUUAUCUCAAGUAAAUGCAGCGGCAAACUUCUUUCUCUAUUUUCUGAAUGCGCCGGUGUUCAGAGCUGAUGUGCGUCAAUUAUAUUGUUCGAAGCCAAAAGCAAAAGGUGGAUCGAAAGUAACGAAAUCAACGAGUCAAUGUGGAAACAUCAUUAGUAAUGAGUAA